This is a messenger RNA of Vollenhovia emeryi, 1241 nucleotides long. RefSeq lists its product as uncharacterized. The annotation marks the transcript as partial. Gene Ontology annotation, biological process: DNA integration. The transcript has a single exon. The record is from RefSeq and is a predicted model, not a curated record. Gene Ontology annotation, molecular function: nucleic acid binding. Lineage: Eukaryota; Metazoa; Arthropoda; Insecta; Hymenoptera; Formicidae.
CCUUCAUCGACGACAACGGCAUCAUCAGAGUUGGAGGCAGACUCAAUGAAGCGCAACUCAAUUUUGAAAAAAGACAUCCUGCUAUUCUACCCCGCCAUUCUCAAUUAUCGGCGCUUAUCAUCGACCACGCUCACAAGACGACUCUACAUGGAGGCACUCAGCUUACUCUGGCAAGGAUCCGCCUGACGUACUGGAUACUCGGAGGAAGAGCUCCAGUCAAAUCUCACAUCUUACGGUGUGUCGUGUGCGCUCGUCAACGAGGCGUGCGAGCUCAACAACUCAUGAGUCAACUCCCCAUGGCACGAGUCACCCCAGCGAGACCUUUUGCGCACACGGGGGUGGAUUACGCAGGACCGAUCCAGCUCAAAACCUGGAAGGGCAGAGGCUCAAAGGUUCACAAAGGUUGGAUGUGCGUGUUCGUAUGCAUGACGACCUCGGCUGUCCAUCUGGAGGUGGUCAGUGACUACUCCACCGAUGGAUUUCUGGCAACCUACCGGAGAUUCUCAUCACGAAGAGGGCCCGCAGAGGUAUUGUACUCAGAUUGCGGGACAAAUUUCGUCGGCGCCGACACGGCUAUCAAGAAGCUCUUCAAGGACAGCUCCAAAGAAUUUAAAGAUCUCACGGCUACACUCUCGACCAAGGGAACAUCUUGGAGAUUUAACUCGCCAUCAUCUCCCCAUACGGGAGGAAAAUGGGAAGCCGUAGUGAAAUCUAUCAAGUUUCACUUACGACGCACAAUUGGCGAAACUCCGCUCACCUUUGAAGAGUUCUCUACCCUGCUCACCCAAAUUGAGGCAGUACUCAAUUCCAGGCCACUCGAGCCUUUGAGUGACGACCCUGACGAUAUAUCGGCACUCACUCCUGGACAUUUUCUUGUGGGCUCAGCGCUCAAUGCCAUACCAGAACCAUCACUCAUUGACAUUUCGACUUCUAGAUUAUCUCGCUGGCAGCUCAUCCAACAGAGGGUCCAGCAGUUUUGGUCGCAAUGGUCGUCUCACUACCUGCAGCGACAACAGGCGAUCUCCAAGUGGCACCAUCCUACCAACGACGUUACGGUCGGGUCACUGGUGCUGCUCACGGAUGAGAGAAUGCCUCCAUCGAAAUGGCCCCUAGCAAGAGUAUUGGAGCUGCAUCCAGGAAAGGAUGGACUCACCAGGAUCGUCACUAUCAAAACGGCGACGACAACGCUCACCCGGCCCAUCGUCAAGCUCGCCCCGCUGCGAAUUCGCUCAGGGGCCUAG